Molecule: messenger RNA, 2119 nt
Organism: Galeopterus variegatus (Sunda flying lemur)
Lineage: Eukaryota; Metazoa; Chordata; Mammalia; Dermoptera; Cynocephalidae
Gene: MRGPRF
Product: MAS-related GPR, member F
Exons: 3
Coding region: 191-1222 (343 amino acids)
Biological process (GO): G protein-coupled receptor signaling pathway
Cellular component (GO): membrane
Molecular function (GO): G protein-coupled receptor activity
Source: RefSeq, a predicted model, not a curated record
CACAGCAGGUCGGGCAGUGAGUCCCUCCUUCUCCCAGGCCAGCAGCCUGAUGCGGUUGCUGGCCUCAGAUGGAGGCCGUGCCUGAGAUGUUCUGCAACGUCUCUAUUCCCCCAGAUAAGCCUCUUCAGUCCAAGUUGUGGGCGUGCAGGCUGCUGUGCUGCGAACAGGAACCUGGACUCCAGGCCUGAAGAUGGCAGGAAACUGCUCCUGGGAGGCCCAUCCCACCAACAGGAACAAGAUGUGUCCCGGCGUGAGUGAGGCCCCAGAGCUGUACAGCCGCGGCUUCCUGACCAUAGAGCAGAUCACCAUGCUGCCGCCCCCUGCCGUCAUGAAUUACAUCUUCCUGCUCCUCUGCCUGUGUGGCCUGGUGGGCAACGGGCUGGUCCUCUGGUUUUUCGGCUUCUCCAUCAAGAGGAACCCCUUCUCCAUCUACUUCCUGCACUUGGCCAGCGCCGACGUCGGCUACCUCUUUAGCAAGGCCGUGUUCUCCAUCCUCAACACGGGGGGCUUUGUGGGCACGUUCGCCGACUAUGUCCGCAGCGUGUCCCAGAUCGUGGGGCUCUGCACAUUUGUCGCUGGCGUGAGCCUCCUGCCAGCCAUCAGCACGGAGCGCUGUGUGUCGGUCAUCUUUCCCGCCUGGUACUGGCACCGGCGGCCCAAGCGCCUGUCGGCUGUGGUGUGUGCCCUGCUCUGGAUCCUGUCGCUCCUGGUCACCAGCAUACACAGCUACUUCUGUGGGUCCCUGGGCCACGAGGCCUCCGGCGUGGCCUGCAGGCACAUGGACAUCUUCCUGGGCAUCCUGCUCUUCCUCCUCUUCUGCCCACUCAUGGUGCUGCCCUGCCUGGCCCUCAUCCUGCACGUGGAGUGCCGGGCCCGGCGGCGCCAGCGGUCUGCCAAGCUCAACCACGUCAUCCUGGCCAUGGUCUCGGUUUUCCUCGUGUCCUCCAUCUACUUAGGGAUCGACUGGUUCCUCUUCUGGGUCUUCCAGAUCCCAGCCCCCUUCCCUGAGUACGUCACCGACCUGUGCAUCUGCAUCAACAGCAGUGCCAAGCCCGUCAUCUACUUCCUGGCUGGCAGGGACAAGUCACAGCGGCUGUGGGAGCCUCUCAGGGUGGUCUUCCAGCGUGCCCUGCGGGACGGCGCCGAGCUGGGGGAGGCCGGGGGCGGCACGCCCAACACGGUCACCAUGGAGAUGCAGUGCCCCUCUGGGAAUGCAUCCUGAGAGGCCAGCGCCCGGGGGAAGCAGGGGCAUGGGCGGCCAGUGGCCUCCGGAGACCCCCUACCUUGGGAGAGGAAUGAGGCAGCUGCCUCGGUGCCCACAUGGGAGGGGACAGGUCUGUUUCUAGCCUCCCCAUCCCGUGCCUCCUUCUCCCUGGGCUGGAGGCUCCGGGGGCGGCUGAGAGACUGAGCAGCAACCCUGUGGCCGCUGCCCAUGUCCCCCUGCCACUCUCUUCCUUUAGUGACCCAUUGUACAGAGUUGACCCCAAGUGGUGGGGCCCCUCCUCGCCCAGGCUGGUCAGGAAAGGAGAGGAGGGGGUCACCCAGACCUUCCACCUUCUGCCCCUCUAGUCGCCCCACCCGUGAAAGUGACCUAGCCAGCACCGUCCCCCACCAGCCAGCAGUGCCCCCCACCACCAUUAGAGGACUGUUCUCGACCUUCCAUCCUCUCAAGGCAAAUCAGUGAGCUAACCCGGAGGACACGGUGCUGCUGGAAGAGGGUCUGAUUAACAUGUCUUGUAGCUAAGUCUUCCUGCACCCUUGAUGAACCGCUUGGUGACUUUAAUGGGGAGUUUCUGGUCAUGGUGAGCUGCUUGUGACAGGGAGGAGCUUCAGCCACCUUAGGUAGGUGACUGCCUUUCCUGACUCCAGGACAGUCUAGGACAGCCUCCCAGGGCACUUGAUGUGUCCUCAAGGCCACUGUGGACCAUGUGGGCAGCUCCUGGACAAAGUGUCUUGACUCUAACCCCCACCUGAAAGUGGGCACUAGCUUUAUGCUGGCCACCCAGGACUGGCACCGUGGUGCCCACCUAACAGCAUUGUGGCCCAGUAUAGCCAAAGGAAGUUUUAUAAAAGACAAUAAAAUGUAUAUCAAUAAAAUUUUAUAUUCUGCAGUGAGGAA